ACCCGGCACCCGGCACCGCUGCGCGGAGAGCGCUCAGACCGCGGCGGCUGCCGGCGGAGGACACCAACUCCGCACGCCGCGCGACAGGCGCCUCGGACCGCGGCUCCCGAGGCCCGCGACCCCCGAGGCCCGCGACCACCACGCGUCCUUCUCUCGGGCGCUCCUGUCUGUCUGUCUGUCUCUCUCUCUCUCUCUCACACACACACACACACACACACACGCACACACGCGCGCACACACAAUCUCACACCAGUCUAUACACUGGAGGAGAAAACAUUUCCUAAGCGCCCCCUCCCUCUCCACCCCGAGAAGCUGAGGAGCCGCGUGGGGGGGACCCCCGGGCUGCCUGGAAAUGCUGAUCCUAAAGCGCUUCCUCGCCUGUAUUCAGCUCCUGUGUGUUUGCCGCCUGGAUUGGGCUUAUGGAUACUACAGACAACAAAGAAAACUUGUUGAAGAGAUUGGCUGGUCCUAUACAGGAGCACUGAAUCAGAAAAAUUGGGGAAAGAAAUACCCAACAUGUAAUAGCCCCAAACAAUCUCCCAUCAAUAUUGAUGAAGAUCUUACACAAGUCAAUGUGAAUCUUAAGAAACUUAAAUUUCAGGGUUGGGAUAAACCGUCUGUGGAAAAAACGUUCAUUCAUAACACUGGGAAAACAGUGGAAAUUAAUCUCACUAAUGACUACCGUCUCAGUGGAGGAGUUUCAGAAAUUGUGUUCAGAGCAAGCAAGAUCACUUUCCACUGGGGAAAAUGCAAUAUGUCAUCUGAUGGAUCCGAGCACAGUUUAGAAGGACAAAAAUUUCCACUUGAGAUGCAAAUCUACUGCUUUGAUGCGGACCGAUUUUCAAGUUUUGAGGAAGCAGUUAAAGGCAAAGGAAAGUUAAGAGCUUUAUCCAUUUUAUUUGAGGUUGGAAUAGAAGAAAAUUUGGAUUACAAAACAAUUAUUGAUGGAAUCGAGAGCGUUAGCCGUUUUGGGAAGCAGGCUGUGUUAGAUCCAUUUAUAUUGCUGAACCUUCUACCAAACUCAACUGACAAGUAUUAUACUUACAACGGCUCGUUGACCUCUCCCCCCUGCAUGGACACUGUUGACUGGAUUAUUUUUAAAGAUACAGUUAGCAUCUCUGAAAGCCAGCUGGCUGUUUUUUGUGAAGUUCUUACAAUGCAACAGUCUGGUUAUGUCAUGCUGAUGGACUACUUACAAAAUAAUUUUCGAGAACAACAGUACAAGUUCUCUAGGCAGGUGUUUUCCUCAUAUACUGGAAAGGAAGAGAUUCAUGAAGCAGUUUGUAGUUCAGAACCAGAAAAUGUUCAAGCUGACCCAGAGAACUACACCAGCCUUCUUGUUACCUGGGAGAGACCUCGCGUCGUUUAUGAUACCAUGAUUGAGAAGUUUGCAGUUCUGUACCAGCAGUUAGAGGGAGAAGACCAAACAAAGCAUGAAUUUUUGACAGAUGGCUACCAAGACUUGGGUGCUAUUCUCAAUAAUUUACUACCCAAUAUGAGUUAUGUCCUCCAAAUAGUAGCCAUAUGCACCAAUGGCUUGUAUGGAAAAUACAGUGACCAGCUGGUUGUUGACAUGCCUUCCGAUGACCCUGAACUUGACCUCUUCCCUGAUCUAAUUGGAACUGAAGAAAUAAUUAAGGAGGAAGAAGAGGGAAAAGCCAUAGAAGAAGACAUUGCUGUGAAUCCUGGUAGAGACAGCGCUACAAACCAAAUAAGGAGAAAGGAAGCCCAGGUUCCUACCACAACAAACUACAGUCGUGUAGGGACCACGUACAAUGAGGCCAAGACUAACCGAUCCCCAACAGGAGGAAGUGAAUUUUCUGGAAAGGGUGAUAUUCCCAGCACAUCUCUGGAUUCCACGUCCCAUCCGGUCACUGAAUUAGCCCCAGGAAAAGACGUUGCUUUGAUUUCACAGACGGUGUCCCAGCGGACGCCUCACACUCUGGGAGGCUCUCCCGCCUCUUCCAGCGAGGGCUCUAAAACUGUUCUCAGGUUUCCGCACAUGAACACAUCUGGGACUGUAGAAUCUUUGAACACCGUUUCUGUAAUGGAAUCUGAAGAGGUAUCUACUGAUAUCGGUGAGGAUGAAAAUUUACUGACCGACUUCAAGCUUGACCCAGGAGGCGAUGAUUCUUCAGGCUCCAGUCCGGCAGCUUCUGCCACGCCAUUCAUCUCUGAGAGCGUAUCCCAUGGGUAUAUGUUUCCUUCAGAAAACCCAGAGGCAGUCACACAUGAUGUCCUUCUACCUGAAUCUACAAGAAACGCUUCAGAAGAUUCAGCCUCAUCAGGUUCAGAAGACUCUCUCAAGGAUCCUUCCAUUGACGGGAACGUGUGGUUUCCUAGCACUACAGAUGUGACGCCACAGCCCGAUGUUGGGUCAGGCAGAGAGAGCUUUCCCCGGGCUAAUCACACUGAGAUACAUAUUGAUGAAUCUGAGGAGACAACUGAGGCCCCUUCUCCAGGCCCACUGGUGUCUCAGGGUCCCUCAGCCACAGACAUGGAAAUGCCCCAUUAUUCUACCUUCACCUACUUCCCGACUGAGGUAACACCUCAUGCUUUUACUCCGUCUUCGGGACAACAGGAUUUGGUCCCCACGGUCAGCGUGGUUCACUCGCAGACAACUCAGCCAGUAUACAAUGGUGAGACACCUCUCCAACCUUCCUACAGUAGUGAAGUCUUUCCUCUAGUCACCCCUUUGUUGCUUGACAAACAGCUCCUCAGCACUCUCCCUGCUGCUUCAAGUAGUGAUUCGGCCUUGCAUGCUACGCCUGUAUUUCCCAGUGUCGAUGUGUCAGUUGAAUCCAUCCUGUCUUCCUAUGAUGGUGCACCUUUGCUUCCAUUUUCCUCUGCUUCCUUCAGUAGUGAAUUGUUCCACCAUCUGUAUACAGUUUCUCAAAUCCUUCCACAAGCUACUUCAGCUGUUGAGAGCGAUCAGGUGCCCCUGCAUGCUUCUCUGCCAGUGGCUGGGGGUGAUUUGCUAGUAGAGCCCAGCCUUGCUCAAUAUUCUGAUGUGGUGUCACAUCAGACCACUGCUCGUGCUGCUCCAGAGACACUGGAAUGUGGUGGUAGUGAAUCUGGUGCCCCUUAUAAAAUGCUUAUGUUCUCUCAAGUUGAACUGUCCAGCAGUGAUGUCCUGAUGCAUGCACACUAUUCAGGGCCUGAAACCUCGUAUGCCUUAUCUAAUAAUGAGGGCUCCCAACACUUCUUCACUGUUCCUUACAGUUCUGCAAUACCUGUGCAUGGUUCUGUUGAUGUAUCUCAUCAGGCUUCCUUGCUUAGCAGCGCUAGCCACACACCGAUGCCUAAGUCUUCAUUAGGAACCCCAGCUGCACCGUUGCCGCUGCUCACUCGUGGCCUCUCUGGUGACGGGGAGUGGUCUGGAGCCUCUUCUGGUAGUGAAUUUCUUUUACCUGACACAGAUGGUCCGACAGCCCUUAACAUCUCUUCACCUGUUUCUGUAGCUGAAUUGACAUAUACAACACCUGUGUUUGGUGACGAUAAUAAGCUGCUUUCUAAAAGUGACAUAAUAUAUGGAAAUGAGACUGAACUGAGCAUUUCUUCUUUCAGUAAGAUGGUUUACCAUUCUGAAGGCACAGUCAUGCCCAACCUGUAUGAUAAUGUAAAUAAGUUGAAUGCAUCUUUACAAGAAUCUUCUGUUUCCAUAUCUAGCACAAAAGGCAUAUUUCCAGGGUCUCUUGCUUACACUGCCACUAAGGUUUUUGAUCAUGAGAUUAGUCAAGUUCCAGAAAAUAACUUGUCAGUUCAACCUACACAUGUUGUAUCUCAAGCAUUUGGUGACACUUUGCUCAAACUUGUGCUUAGUGUAAACUCAGAGCCAGCGACCUCUGACCCUGCUUCUAGUGAAAUGUUAUCUUCUUCAACUCAGCUCUUAUUUCAUGAGGCCUCAGCUUCUUCUAAUACUGAAGUAUUGCUGCCACCUUCCUUUCAGGCUUCUGAUGUUGACACAUUGCUUAAAACUGCUCUUCCAGCUCUGCCUAGUGAUCCAGUAUUGGCUGACACCCCCAAGGUUGAUCAAAUUAGUUCUACGGUAUUGUGCCCCACGGCAUCAAAUUCUGCUUCAAGUGAAAAUACGCUGCACUCUACAUCUGUACCAGGUUUUGCGCCUGCCUCUAAUAUACAUGCUGCUUCACUUCUCGGUUUAACCAUUUCUUAUGCAAGUGAGAAAUAUUUUGAACCAGGUUUUAAAAGUGAAAGUUCCCAGCAACUGGUACCUUCGUUGUACAGUAACAAUGAGAUGUUCCAAACUGCUAGUUUGGAGACUAACCAUGGCUUUCCCCCAAAAGGAAGGCAUGCAUUUGCCACUCCUGUUUUAUCUGUUGAUAUGCCACCAAAUACACUUAUAAAUAAGCUUACAUAUUCCAAUAAAGUUUCCACCACCAGCAAGGUUUCUAUUACCGAGGAGGUAUUUGCUGGUUUUCCUGAAACACUUGUAACUGCCGAUCAUUCUGUUCCUUUAGGAAAUGUGUAUGCUUCCUUUACAGCUAUUUCUCCCAGCAAAGAUGGUUCUGUAGCCACAACCAAGUUUCUGUUUCCUUCUAAAACGACUUCUGAGCAGGUUCAAAGUGCCCUAUCUGAUGGUGAUUUAGUGGGUGGUAGUGACGAUGGUGAAGGUGGUGGUGGUGAUGAUGACAGAGAUAGAGACGGCUUAUCCAUAAAUAAGUGUAUGGCAUGCUCCUCCUAUAGUGAAUCACAGGAAAUGGUAAUGAAUGAUCCAGAUGCCAAAGACAGCAGUCUUGUGGAUCCAAAUAAUCCAGUCUCAUUUUCACUAUCUGAGAAUUCUGGAGAAGAAAAGAAAGUCACCCGUGUAGUAUCAGACAGUCAAACCAAUCUGGAGAGAAGCCCUGAUAAAUCACCACCAAGAAAUGCAAGCCCCCAACAGCCCAGGGAUGGCAAAUGGGAAGAUGACACGCAGACUGGUGACGUCCUGCCUCCUUUCACCCCAGCAUCUAAAGCAUGGGCAGUUCUUACAAGUGAUGAAGAGAGUGGAUCAGGGCAAGGAACCUCAGAUAGCCUUAAUGAUAACGAGACCUCCACAGAUUCCAGUUUUCCAGAUGUUAGUGAAAGAGAUGUUGCUGAGGUCCCAGAAGCAGGUGACUCAGAAAUAACUCCUGGAUCCCCACAGUCCUCAACACCGACUGUUACUAGCAGGCACUCAGAAGUAGUCAACAUUGCAGAGGCAGAGGCCAGUAAUAGUAGCCAUGAGUCUCGUAUUGGUCUAGCUGAGGGGUUGGAAUCCGAGAAGAAGGCAGUUAUACCCCUUGUGAUCGUGUCCGCCCUGACUUUUAUCUGUCUAGUGGUUCUUGUGGGUAUUCUCAUCUACUGGAGGAAAUGCUUCCAGACGGCACACUUUUAUUUAGAGGACAGUACAUCUCCCCGAGUAAUAUCCACACCUCCAACACCUAUCUUUCCGAUUUCAGAUGAUGUUGGAGCAAUUCCAAUAAAGCACUUUCCAAAGCAUGUUGCAGACUUACAUGCAAGUAAUGGGUUUACUGAAGAAUUUGAGACACUGAAAGAGUUUUACCAGGAAGUGCAGAGCUGUACUGUUGAUCUAGGCAUCACAGCAGACAGCUCCAACCACCCAGACAAUAAGCACAAGAACCGAUACAUAAAUAUUGUUGCCUAUGAUCAUAGUAGGGUUAAGCUUGCACAACUUGCCGAGAAAGAUGGCAAACUGACUGAUUACAUCAAUGCCAAUUAUGUUGACGGCUACAACAGACCAAAAGCUUACAUUGCUGCCCAAGGCCCACUGAAAUCCACAGCCGAAGACUUCUGGAGAAUGAUAUGGGAACAUAACGUGGAGGUUAUUGUCAUGAUAACAAACCUCGUGGAGAAAGGAAGGAGAAAAUGUGACCAGUACUGGCCUGCUGAUGGUAGCGAAGAGUAUGGGAACUUUUUGGUCACUCAGAAGAGUGUUCAAAUGCUUGCCUAUUAUACCGUGAGGAAUUUUACUCUAAGAAACACAAAGAUAAAAAAGGGCUCCCAGAAAGGAAGACCCAGUGGGCGCGUGGUUACCCAGUACCACUACACUCAGUGGCCUGAUAUGGGGGUGCCGGAGUUCUCACUACCUGUGCUGACCUUUGUGAGAAAGGCAUCCCACGCCAAGCGCCAUGCGGUGGGGCCUGUGGUCGUCCACUGCAGUGCUGGGGUUGGAAGAACAGGCACCUAUAUUGUGUUAGACAGUAUGUUGCAGCAAAUUCAACAUGAAGGAACUGUCAACGUAUUUGGCUUCUUAAAACACAUUCGUUCACAAAGAAAUUAUUUGGUGCAAACUGAGGAACAGUAUGUCUUCAUUCACGAUGCACUGGUGGAAGCCAUCCUCAGCAAAGAGACUGAGGUGCCCGACAGUCACAUUCACUCCUAUGUCAACACGCUCCUCAUUCCUGGGCCAACAGGCAAAACAAAGCUAGAGAAACAAUUCAAGCUGCUGAGUCAAUCAAAUAUACAGCAGAGUGACUAUUCUACAGCCCUCAAGCAAUGCAACAGAGAAAAGAACAGAACCUCUUCCAUCAUCCCUGUGGAAAGAUCAAGGGUUGGCAUUUCAUCCCUGAGUGGGGAAGGCACAGACUACAUCAAUGCCUCCUACAUCAUGGGUUAUCAUCAAAGCAGUGAAUUCAUCAUCACCCAGCAUCCCCUUCUCCACACCAUCAAGGAUUUCUGGAGGAUGAUAUGGGACCAUAACGCCCAGUUGGUAGUUAUGCUUCCUGAUGGGCAGAACAUGGCAGAAGAUGAAUUUGUUUACUGGCCAAAUAAAGAUGAGCCUAUAAAUUGUGAGACUUUUAAGGUCACUCUUAUGGCUGAAGAGCACAAAUGUCUGUCUAAUGAAGAAAAACUUGUAAUUCAAGAUUUUAUCUUAGAAGCUACACAGGAUGAUUAUGUACUUGAAGUGAGGCAUUUUCAGUGUCCCAAAUGGCCAAAUCCAGAUAGCCCCAUUAGCAAAACUUUUGAACUUAUAAGUAUCAUCAAAGAAGAAGCUGCCAGCAGGGAUGGGCCCAUGAUCAUUCAUGAUGAGCAUGGAGGAGUGACAGCAGGAACUUUCUGUGCUCUGACAACCCUUAUGCACCAACUGGAAAAAGAAAAUUCCAUGGAUGUUUACCAGGUAGCCAAGAUGAUCAAUCUGAUGAGGCCAGGAGUCUUUGCUGACAUUGAACAGUAUCAGUUUCUCUACAAAGCCGUCCUCAGUCUUGUGAGUACGAGACAGGAAGAGAAUCCAUCCACCUCUCUGGACAGUAACGGUGUGGCCUUGCCUGAUGGAAUUAUAGCCGAGAGCUUAGAGUCUUUAGUUUAGCACAGAAGGGGGAGCAGGAAGUCCGUAUCUGACCCUUGUUUUCCCCUUGCUAAAGUCAGACAGGAAAAUCAGUUCAGUUCUUCUGUUACCUGUUUGUUUCCCAUCACCUGACAGUAACUUUCAUGACAUAGGAUUCUGCUGCCAAAUUUACAUCAUUAACAAUGUGUGCCUUUCUGCAGAACUUCUUGUAAUUCACUUACUAUGUUUCAACUAAAAUGAUUGAAUUUUACAGUAUUUCUAAGGAUGGAAUUGUGGCAUUUUUUUUUCUUGUAUUGAUUUUAACAGAAAAUUUCAAUUCGUAGAUACUAGGAAUUCCCAACUACAGAAAACAUGUUUGUUUUUAGUGUCAAAUUUUUAGCUGUCUUUGUAGCAAUCAUCAGGUUUGCUAGAAAUGUAACUUUUAAUAUAGUAUACUGUAAAUAAAACACUCUGUUCCGUAUGAUGUUCAACAUUUACAACUGCAGUAUUCACCUAAAGUAGGAAUAAUCUGGUACUUAACUGUAAAUACUGCUGUAGUGUCUCCAUGGACCAAAUUUAUAUUUAUAAUUGUAGAUUUUUAUAUUUUACUACUGAGUCAUUUUCUAGUUCUGUGUAAUUGUUUAGUUUAAUGCUGUAGUUCAUUUUCUGGUCUUACUCUUCAAGUCUUCUGAUAUUGUUUUGUGUUAUCUCAGUGAUUAACUCUGUUUUAGCAUGUAACUUUAACUUUUAUGGAAAAUAGACAUUUGUUCCGAAAGACGUUUGUAUGAGAAUAACUCUGUACCCAACGCUGUUUAAAUGGUUUUUAUCCAAGGCAUUGCAAAAAUAAAUAUAAAUAUUGCCAUUGA
Molecule: messenger RNA, 8130 nt
Organism: Manis pentadactyla (Chinese pangolin)
Lineage: Eukaryota; Metazoa; Chordata; Mammalia; Pholidota; Manidae
Gene: PTPRZ1
Product: protein tyrosine phosphatase receptor type Z1
Exons: 30
Coding region: 353-7306 (2317 amino acids)
Biological process (GO): peptidyl-tyrosine dephosphorylation
Molecular function (GO): protein binding; protein tyrosine phosphatase activity
Source: RefSeq, a predicted model, not a curated record